UAUUAAUUUAUGUUUAAAUGAUUUUUUAGUAUUUAUGAUCGAUAAAAUAUCGAUCACAUAGGAAAUAGAGGAUCGGUGGAAUUGGUGGAGAUCAUUGAUGAUGGCGGAUUUGUUGUUCUGGCCAAGCAUCGGAUUAUUGGAGCCAGCUGUAUCGCUGUGGUGCAGUGGGAGCCGGAGGUUGAGGCUGAAAAGCUGCCCCGAAAGCUUGAGGCUGAGUGGGCUGCGUGGGCUGGGCCUGCGGCAUUGGCUGAGAAUUUGGAAGCCACCCGAACUGUGGGCGUGGCGCAGUCGGCAUGGUCUGUUGCAUCAUCUGUGGCAUGGUCUGCUGCAUACCUUGGAAUGCCUGGGCUUGCAUGGGCUGAGGUUGCAUUGGCAUUGUUGGCAUUGGUGAUUGUGGCAUUGCAGUUUGUGGCAUUGCAGUUUGUGGCAUUGCUGAUUGCGGCAUUGCUGAUUGCGGCAUUGCUGAUUGUGGAAACGGAAAUUGGAAUUGCUGGGUCUGUGCUGGAAGAACCGGAGGAGCCGGUGCAGCUGGGGCAGCCGGAGUCGCUGGAGGCUGCACAAAGAUCUCCUUUGCAGGCUCAGGAGGCGGUGUCUGUUGCACGGCCAAAGCCUCUUUUCGUUCUGCUAAUUUUCCGUUUUCACCCCUAAAGCCUUUUGCUUCCCUUGACUUCGAUCUCUCUCUGGGUUCGCUCUUUCGCCGUUCUCGGCUCUUGCUGCGCCGUUGUUCUCGGCUCUUGCUGCGCCGUUGUUCUCGGCUCUUGCUGCGCCGUUGUUCUCGGCUCUUGCUGCGCCGUU
Molecule: messenger RNA, 795 nt
Organism: Durusdinium trenchii
Lineage: Eukaryota; Dinophyceae; Suessiales; Symbiodiniaceae
Source: the annotation of a GenBank genome assembly